Heteronotia binoei (common prickly gecko) is the source of this 984-nucleotide messenger RNA. It is a transcript of the gene MTRES1, whose product is annotated as mitochondrial transcription rescue factor 1. Bases 213 to 911 code for a protein of 232 amino acids. NCBI's taxonomy places the organism in Eukaryota, Metazoa, Chordata, Lepidosauria, Squamata, Gekkonidae. The record is from RefSeq and is a predicted model, not a curated record. The transcript is spliced from 4 exons.
AUUCACUGAUGGAUCACUUCUCACUGAAGGAUGCUAUGUAACAUACAUUCCUCUGCCUCACUCAAACAAUAAUAUUAGUGCAUAGUAGGUUGGAACAGGAAGGCCAGAAAAAUUUAACAGGCUGGCUAUCUUACUCAGAUACAGAAGAGAAAGCAGGAAAGAGAUAGGAAUGAGAAAACACCCACUCACGGUAAAGAAGUUUUUUCUAUCUGAUGGAAAGUUCUAUGUGCAUUAUGACGGGUUGCAGGCUGCCCCUUUGCACUUUUAGAAAUCUAAAGGCUUGGCUUGGGCUCUUGGAUCGUUCACCUUAUAAAUUAUGUGCACCAUGGAAGAGAUGUAUCUACUCUGCAAGCUAUCAACCAGUUACAGCAAUCAUCCCAAAACAUUUAUUUGUUUCUCCCAUUAAACGCCAUGCGUUUUUUAUACCAUUAUUCAUAUGUACACCAAGAAUUUCUGUACGAUUCAAAAGUGACAAAAGUUCUCAGAAGAAUAUGAAACAAACUGAACAAGAGGAGGAUGAGGAUGAAGAUGAGAGAAGUGAUUCAGAGGAUGAGUUUGAAGAUGAUCCCACUAAAGUGAAGGACUACAAAGAUCUUGAGAAAGUAGUAACGUCAUUUAGAUUUGAUGUAAUCAUGAAAGCUGGUCUAGAUAUUGCAAGAAACAAAGUGGAAGAUGCAUUCUACAAUGGUGAACUAAGACUAAAUGGAGAGAAGCUGUGGAAGAAAAGCAGAGCGGUAAAAGUUGGUGACACACUAGACCUCAUAAUUGGAGAGGACAAGGAAACAGAAACUGCAGUAGUUAUGAGAGUUGUCUUAAGAAAAGCCUCAGAAAAGAAUGACAAUGAAAAAUACAAAGUGAUAUUGAGGCGCUGGCGAAACUUAAAGGUGCCCAAGCAGGAUGUAUUUAAAUGAACUAAGAUUUGCAUGAAGAAGAACUUUAUGAACAACCAUAUUUGUUUUAUAAUAUAUGAUGAAAUUUGGUUAA